GGCGAGAUCCAUGAGCUGCUUGAAUGUCUGACUAUGCUGUCUUCGUGCUGCCGGAAUUCGAUCCGAACGACUACGCGAACGCCAUCCUAGCUGGAGAACCCUACCCUCCACAGGCAGGCAAGACCAAGCCCGUGAAGACCCCGGGUUUGGCACCUGCUAGUGAGGACGUUUCUGUGGCGAUCUCCAAGCUGACCUUCAACUUGGAUGAUGUGGAGAAGCAGCUAAAGAAUGUGGUCACCACGCAUCACGAGAGUCUACUCGUGCAGGCUGCUGGGGUAUCGGGCCUAGAGAGCUCACUGGGCUCGGUCCGCACUGGCCUAAACGAGCUCGGUUCCUCUCUCGAGAAGCUCCGCGUCAAGAUACGAAUGCCCUAUCAAUCCCUUCAGAAACAUGUUACCAAGCUCGAUCGAAUACAGCAGGCAUCCGACAUCCUGCGGCGGACAUCACGCUUCGUCAUUCUCGUGCGGCGGCUUGAGGUUCAGCUGGCGGAGAUGAAUAAGACUGACACGUCUGCCGCAAUUGAGAGCGCGAAAUCGAACUCUGCCUCAACGUCAGCUGGGACAUCGGCUGGCCGUGCAGAAACGCCUCUGGCCGAAAACGAAGAUGAGAAGGAGCGUGCGAUUGCUAAGGCUGCUCUCACUAUUGCUGAGUUGACGACCCUGCUGAAUCCCCCAGCGGUUGGUGAAGCCAGUGCAGACGAGCCGAGUGCGGGCGACCACAUACCCCUCAGCUCAAUCAAGGCCGUCGCCGCUCAUCUGCCGUUCGUUGAUGCCGCACAUGCACGCAUAACCAGCGAUAUGGAGGCGAUGGUCCUGACUGGCCUCGGGACACUAAACCAGUCCCUUCUUGCAAGCUCACUUCAGACGGCGCAUAACCUUCGAGUGUUGCCUGACCUUGUGCAGAAUCUGGUCAGCGAUUUGAGUCAGGCAGUCGAGGAUCGGAUACGAACCGCCUUGGACCUGACACGAAUAUCCAAGGAUAUCAUAGCGAAAGAAACAAACUCAAUCGGCCAGGGGCUGCUAUACAAGUCGCGUGUGAGAACAGAACCGACAAGCGUGACAGCCCCACAAUGGACUGCCGCGUUGUGGGGAAGCCUCGAGAGCCUCAUCGAGGAGAUGUCGGAUUGCUGCGUCAAGGUGUACACCCUCGAGAAAGUGCUGAGGAUCAAGCGCGAUCCCGUGACCGACGUCGUAUUCCUGGACGAGGCCAUGAAAGUUCUCGAGAACAGGCCAAGCACCACAUUCUGGUCGUCUUUGGGUCGAUCAUUAGAGAAGCAUGCGCGGGAUGCUGCGAAAAGCUCAACGUUUCUUCAGCAAACCCUUAGCACGAACUACCCACGUCUACUGCGCUUGUUCCAUUCGUUCUUCACGAAGAUCGCGGUGCAUACGGAUACUGUAUACUCGCAGACACAACAAAGUCCUGAGACGAUUCUUGUCCUCCGUGCACUCUCUAACUUCGAAUCGCUCUACCUUUCUCGCUCGUCCAACCGCCUCAACGAGGCCGUCGGCCAAGCGUUCUCCGGAGGCUCACGCGCACCUCCUGGGACAUCCGAGGGGAUCAACAUCGCUCGUGCCGUUGCGAACGAGCUCGACUCCGCCAAGUUCGAUCCAAUACUGGUGCAGUCUGUCGCUCGGUAUGCGGUAUCGAGCUUAGAGUUAAUGUUCACCAGGUUAGACAGCUUAAUCGCGAGAGAACGCGCGGCAACGAGCCUAGUCGGCCCCGUUGCAACAGCGCAGCAAGUAUUGAAUAGUUCGCUCGCUACAUGUGUCUACCAUACUUGGGCGCGACUGGACAAACUGCGAGAAGAGUACCCAGACAAGGUCGUGUCGAUCCUCCAACCAGUCCUCGAUAAACUCCACGACACAUUCGACAAGAUCGUCGACCCUCUCCUAGCCUCCAUCCGCCGCGAGCUCGCCGCAAUCAUAGCCAAGCUCCACCGCAUGGAUUUUGCCGCCUCCACAGACCCGAUGUCCGCUAUGGGCGGCGGCGCCUCUCCAUACAUGAAGGACCUCGUCGAAAAGCUCGCGUUCAUCAAGGAUGAGAUUCUUGCGCAGUACCACGUACCCGAGGUCAGCCGGCAGUGGGUGCUCGCGACGGUGCGAUUCGUGAUUCAGACAUUCGUUCUGCACGCGUCGAUCGCGAAGCCGCUGGGCGAAAGCGGGAAGCUACAGCUGACGACGGACAUGACCGAGCUCGAGUUCGCGCUGAGCGCGUUCAUGAGCGACAAGACACAGAGCGGGAGGCGCGGCGCGGACUGGGAGAGCGUGGGAGAGGACUAUCGUGCAUUGCGCGCCAUGCGACAGCUGCUCUUCCUGGAUAACGCGGCGCUCGCGUCGCCGAACGCCACCGUCGGGCUACCCCCGCUCAUCGUGCUACACCAUAUCCUCGUGCGCUCACCCAUCACGCUCCCUCACGAACUGCACGGCUGGGCGGAAGCCGAGUACGUGCGCUGGGUGGAGGAGCACUCCGAGGAGGAAGCGUGGACGCUUGUCGACGGCGACGUCACGCACUGGGAGAAGAUCACCGAAACGGAGGGCGGGGACGUGAGCUUGGCGGCCGAGUACGUGCAACUGGCCCGCACGGUGCUCUCGAACGCCCAGAAGAGCACCAGCUCGUGAAAGCUGAUGCAUAUGGGUGAUGUCUUUUGUAGACAGUGUGACAGUCAUCCUGAUAUGCCUCCGGGACGCCACUGCUGUCAAUGUCUUCCGUUUCUACGACUAUUUGAGACGCAACUGCUCUACAAGAUAUGAUUCACAAGGCGCUGAGAGCUUGCUCAGCUUGCUAAGGGUGUUCCUGUAAUUGCUCUCGAUUGGUUUCGACGAACGAUCUCUAUCAGGGUUAUAGUCACUGUGAUAUGUAAUUUUAGCCGAAGUGGGGUGCUGGUUUAUG
This is a messenger RNA of Dichomitus squalens LYAD-421 SS1, 2889 nucleotides long. RefSeq lists its product as uncharacterized. Gene Ontology annotation, biological process: intra-Golgi vesicle-mediated transport. The coding region runs from base 24 to 2618 and encodes 864 amino acids. Gene Ontology annotation, cellular component: COG complex. The transcript has 12 exons. The record is from RefSeq and is a predicted model, not a curated record. Lineage: Eukaryota; Fungi; Basidiomycota; Agaricomycetes; Polyporales; Polyporaceae.